AUCAUGGCUGGUCCUAAAGCUGCAGCUCUCUUGUUCGUGCUGGCCCAUCUGGCCUCCGCCUCUUUUUGGCCUGUAGCUCGAGGCGAAGCAUCAUCUUCGGCCGUGGCUGCUGCUGCGAGCUCGACCUCAGCAUCGACCUGCUGGAAGUACGUUCUUCCUGCCAAUCUCACCGAAGACGACACCGAACAAAAUGAAGAAUCUACCUCAUCGACAAGACGGCGAAGUCACGGUGAGAUCACGCACAUAAAUUACUUCGCCCGCCGAGGUCACGGCGAUAUCGAUGAGCUGGGAAAAUGCAAAUUGACAGACACCAUCUACAAACCCAAAUAUUUCACAUCGAAGAAUAUACAAAAUGGCCAGAACAAGGCAGACGGCUAUAGCUUCCUCGGGUACUUUAUCCCGAAGCUGGAUACAUGCGAUGCAGCCGCCACUUACACCACACUUGCCCAGUCAGCGGAUGUUCCGAAGGCUACCGCAGCCUAUUGGGACACCGUCGAGUCCAAUUCUCAGAAAACCUACCUCCCUCUGGGAACACAAAUUAAAAAUGCAAAUGCCAAAGAGCCUCACAUUAACAUAGAUCAUGUUUAUGAACUCCAAAUUCUUGAUGCAUUCCUGACGGCUAUGAUCGACAAAUACAAUUUCUGCACCAAUUUUAACACAUGGUUCAUGGAAAUCGAUAAUACUUUCAAAAACCAGAGAGGCGAAUAUAAGUCUCGACUCCAGAAGCUCUACAGUUAUUUGCCUGGCCAAGUAUACCCGGAUCUAGUGGCCGAAGAUAGUCGUCUAAAUAGCUACAAAGCGCCUAUGUUUGGGAGCGACGAAUUAACCGGCUUGCCCAAGCCAAGUGGCUCCGGCGAUGAGCUUCAUACCGGCGCCUUGAGCAUUAUGAACACCAUGGCGGUUGUGGUCGCCAUGCUCCGCGAUAACAGCAUCGCGAAGUACUUCAAGAACGCCAAUACCCGUAUCUAUAAAGGGUUCCUUGGCAUCGACGACCUCAUGGCAUCCCAGAAACAGUGCAAUGACAAGCUGGACCUCCCUCAGCCGAAUGGCGGCUGGGCCAGCGCCUAUUCCAGCUGGAUGGAGGACUUUGUGCAAACCCAAGCGAACGCCGUCUCGACCCGUAUCUCAUCCGUUUCGGGGCUCGUGACCAGCACGGAGGCUGCGGGGGUGAAGAACAUCUACGGCAAAGCGCUGGACGCGUUCAACGAGAAAUAUCCGGCGGCAUCAUGGAAAUGGGAGAACAGCCAGCUGCUGGACUGGAGUGCGAAGGAUGGCACUUCCUUUGCCAAGCGAGGCUCCUCGGUGGCCGCCUGUACGCCCACUUCGACGGCAUCUUCCUCCGCAAAGGCGACCCACUCUGCCUCCAGCAAAGCUACGCCGGCGCAUACAGAAAGCACGGCAACUGAGACGGCUUCGCAUUCGGCCAAGGUCACCGUGACGAGUUCGCACAAGGCAACGCACACGUCGCCCACCACUGAGACGGAGACCAAGACCAAGCACAGCUCAGGAUCUGCCGAGGUCAAGCACACGUCGAAGACUAGCAGUAGCGCGAAGGCCGUAGACACGGAGACCAGCAAAGCGGCACACAGCUCUACGACGGAGGCCAAGGGCUCGACGACGAACACCAGCACAAAGACCACUAGCCCGGAAUCCAAGGAGACGACGACCACCACAAAAUCUACCAGCACGAAGGCUAAGAAGACCACGAGUACGACAUCCACACACUCCACCACGACCGAGCAGGAGACUACCACCACAACCUCAACCAAGGAGACGGACAAGGCCACCACGACCAAGAAGGAAAAGACCACCACGACCACCAAGAAGUCCUCGAAGACCACUGACUCGUCAUCGUCCUCGUGCAAGAAGAAGAAAUGCAAGAAGGGGUAAGUGGACCCGGUCUAUGAGAGGAGUCCCGGCUAACAUGGGAUAGUAAAUGUACUUGUGUGUCAUAAGAGAUUUGAUGAUCUGAAGUGUGGCUUGUGAUGGACUGUACAUUAUUGAUUUCUUCGAAGGCUGUGUACAGCCGGCUUGUUUAUUAGUGUACCGACUUUUGAUUCCCUACCAAUGAAUAUGUUUGUGAGUGUGGAAAAUUGCAUCCGAGAUAACCGGUGUAGAACGCCCGUGGCUGUGACUAUUGACAAAGAAAGUGGAGUGGAAGCCUUUGUGUGUAGACUGACAGACUAGAGGAACAAGCCUCCAUCUCGGAGUCUUGGCAUCCGCAUGAAGGAUAAGCGAGGAUCAGUGUGGACUGGACUGCUGCAGGAAAGCUCGGACCGGCCAUCUUAAUCUCAGUGUUUGCUCAAUUAUUGCUGAGUGCUGGCGAGAGACAAGUCAUCGAGG
Aspergillus sclerotioniger CBS 115572 is the source of this 2343-nucleotide messenger RNA. RefSeq lists its product as uncharacterized. Lineage: Eukaryota; Fungi; Ascomycota; Eurotiomycetes; Eurotiales; Aspergillaceae. The transcript has 5 exons. The coding region runs from base 4 to 1890 and encodes 628 amino acids. The record is from RefSeq and is a predicted model, not a curated record.